Molecule: messenger RNA, 933 nt
Organism: Auxenochlorella protothecoides
Lineage: Eukaryota; Viridiplantae; Chlorophyta; Trebouxiophyceae; Chlorellales; Chlorellaceae
Exons: 4
Coding region: 1-933 (310 amino acids)
Source: RefSeq, a predicted model, not a curated record
AUGCGCCGCUACGGGGCGCUCGCCCUCCUCCUCGCCCUGUGCACUACAUGCAGUAAGGUCCAGGCCGACGCCGACUUCUCAGAGCUGUCACAGACCCUGGAGGAGUUCCUGACCUCCGGCAACUCCUUCAGGAACAUCACCAACCUGGCGUCCCUCCUCGGCUCCUCCGCCGCCACCGCCGCGCCCAGCGGAUCGUCCUCGGCCAUCGGCCUGAACUCGGGCACGGUCCUGAAGAACCUGGCCAAGGUGGCCACGGUGUCCAGCAUCGUGAAGAAGACCGACUUCUGGGAGGACCUGAAGGACACCAUGUACGGGGCGGAGUCGCUGUUCACCUCCCUGUCCCUGUCACACACCCACAACCUGCUGGCCCUCGCCUCCGACUUCAUGAACGGCACGGCGGAGGUGGCGCGGGACGCCUGGCACGGGGUCAAGGCCCUGGAGAAGGAGCUGUGCACCGACGGCUUUGCCAUCGAGAAGGCGGAGCUGCCCACCGCCUGCGUGGGCUACAACCUGACCCUGGCCAUCGGGGGCGGGUUCUGCAUCUUCCAGGAGGACAAGUCCAUCCGCUGCCGGAAGCCCACCAUCCGGCUGGUGAAGACGCCCAGCGAGUGCUUCCUCAAGCACCACCAGGCCACCAUCAUCAAGUCCAAGGAGUGCAAGGUGGUCAAGACCUGGGGCAAGACCAAGCAGGGCUUCCUCAAGCCGGAGGAGGGGCCCAAGACCUACAACCUCACCAAGGCGAGCCACGGUGGUGGUACCCUGGAUGACUCGGGCGUGCUGGACGCUGUGGCGCCCAUGUGGGACGGCGUCUUCUCCACCCUCACCUCCCGGCUGGCGAAGCAGUACAACAUGGUACAAGACAGCAUCACCUCGGCGACAGACAACCUGCAGGCCUGGAUCAGGCGCAAGGUUGCGGUGCGCAUCUUCAGCUGA